AUGUCCAGCAAAUAUGAUUCAAUGCCGUUAUCGUCACUAGUCCUGGGAGACCCAUCGAAUACAGCUGCAAACACCUUGGCACAGAGAUUAGCAAAAAGGACAAAAAAACAAGUGUUUGUGAGCUACAGUCUUGCGAUGACCGACUCCAACCUGAGCCUUUUGGUGGAGAACCGCAUUAAAAAGGAGCUUGAGCUUCAUCCUGAAUGUUUUUAA
Messenger RNA from Knipowitschia caucasica, 213 nucleotides. NCBI's taxonomy places the organism in Eukaryota, Metazoa, Chordata, Actinopteri, Gobiiformes, Gobiidae. The record is from the annotation of a GenBank genome assembly.